Molecule: messenger RNA, 6059 nt
Organism: Nothobranchius furzeri (turquoise killifish)
Lineage: Eukaryota; Metazoa; Chordata; Actinopteri; Cyprinodontiformes; Nothobranchiidae
Source: RefSeq, a predicted model, not a curated record
UUUCAAAAACGCCUGCUGAUGAGGAUUUUUGUUUUACCAGCUCAGAUCUUAUACCAGGGGUCGGCAACCUGUUCCCAUCAAAGAGCCAUUAUUACCCGUUUCCCAUGGUAAUUCUGGACGGACCUUAAUAAGCAGUGACUUAAGUGAAGCAGGCAGGUCGCGCUAGAAAAUUUAGUUUAAAAAGACGUCAUAAAUGUGUUCCCUCGUCCUUUUUAUUUAUAAAAUAUGAAGUAAAAACUCACAAUUUAAUUUUCAUUCAUUUGUCAUUAAUAUGUAGUCUACACCCGUGCGUUAAGUGGACCAUCUUCCAGUAAACGCAAAGCAUCCAGCCCACCUCUCCAAAUGCUUAAAAUGUGCAUCAGCGGCUAGUUAGGCGCGUCACUCGCACCAUCAGCUACGUCAGCCCAGACAAGAGCAGAGCAAAUAGAGACAGAAUAGAGGAUAAUUGUGUCUGGAUGUGGAUGGAGAUUACAUUUUACAGCAGCCUGAUCAUCAUUUAAAUACGUAAACUUUAACUGCCACAAUGUAAAUUAUGUCAAUUUGUUUGAUUUAUUGUGUUAUGUAUGUAUCUUAUUUCCCUGGUCUAUUGUUUCUUUUGGGGUAGGAACUAAGUUUCAUGCUGUGUUGCGCACGGCCCAUUUUGGGUGACGGAAAGGGAAGUAAAAGAGCAUGUGAAAAGAAGCUGAGCUAUAACCUACGCAGUCACAGGAAUGAAUAAAUAAGCAGUUUAAAGUAAGGGAAAGCUGUAGAGAAGACGAAGAAGAAACCAGCGAAUUACCUUUGUUAAGUUUUGUUCCUGAAGCGGAUUCACUCCCUUAUGGUUACGUGCAGCCAGCGAGUUUGACGGUGGAUUAAUGGUGUUUUGGAGGAGAAGUGUGAAGGAAGAAUAAAUCCAUCAGUGAAUGAAGAACCGUGGUGUCGUCUAUUAACCGGAGGGAGCGAAAGUCAAACUCGCUGGCCCAAACAUGCCCUAUCAGCGCAAGUUCGGCAGCUCAUCAAGACGGGAACACAGAUAAGCCACUGUUUAGGCCACACAGGUUCAUAAGGUUUUCAUGAAGAAGUCUAUAAGUCAGACUCUAAAGUUUUGGUCUGAAAAGUGACACAAGAGUUGAAAACUAAGAGGGACUGUGUAUAACCUGGCAGCCACGGUGUUUCACGUAUAUGAAUGUGAACUUAAGUAAGACAUGUAAAUUCAUGUUCAGUUGAAUAAUAAUAGUUGGCUCUUAAGGAGCAGAAGUACACCUUGUACAUUUGGUAGAUAUCCAGUUUGUAUUUACGGUUCAGUGUCUUUACAAGUUCGGUGUGUGACAGGUUAUAAGAAGAACUCUGUUAAGUGUACUUACUCUGUAAUAUGCUACAUGGAGAGUGACUUUAGUUAGUUAAGCCCCUUAUUCAGCAUUGACAAAUAGUGUUGCAGCUUGCUCUUGUAUGUUGCCUGUGUACAAAUAAUCAAAAUGUCACAUACAAGUAAAGAAGCUCAGGGUGCAGCAGCUGCUCUGGAAGAAGAGACCGAGUUAGAGCAGACAGAUGAAUCAAAUAUCGGGCAAAAUAUAGCACCACCUGAAGUGCCUCGUAGAAGUGAAAGAGCCCGGACAUUAACAGAAAAGGGAAAGGAGUUUCAGAAAAAGCAAAUCAAGGGGCUAGUGCUUUGCUUUCACAGCAAAUAUGAACGAUGGAAAGCUCUAAUUAAAGUAGCUAAAAGAUCUGUGUUAAAGCAGGAUCCUAGUGACAUCCUACAAGAACACAUCAUCGGUAUUCAAAGGGAAUUAUCUGAAUUGAACAUUGCUUAUGAUGACUACCGAAAAAUUGAUCAACCAUCCCAUGACAUGCGUCGCAAGAUGGAUAACUGCAUCUCGAUCACCAAGACUGUAUUACAAAAUGCUCAAUUUGAAAUACAGCGUACAGCUGAGGAGUUGAUUUGGCCAGAUCACAGUUCUGUAUUCGCAUCUUCAACUUCCAGUGUUUCACUUUCUGCCUCUAAUGGUUCUAAAGCAUCUUCUAUUCACUCAAAUGUAUCUUCACUUAGAAGACAAGAAGCUGCUGCCGAUUAUGCAGCUACACGGGCUGUACUACAGAUUAUGACUGAACAAGAGGACCACCAAGAGAAGCUGCAAAAGCUUGAAGCUGAAGAGAGGUUGAUCAUCGCAGACCAAGAAGCAGCCGCAUUAGCUCGUCGUCUUGAAGGAGAAAGAGAAGAAACCGAACGCAGGAUAGAAAGAGAGAAACAAGAGGCCGCUCUCUUAAAGAAACAGCAAGAAGAGAAUGCUGCAAGAAAGAGGUCUGUAGAGAACCUAAAGAGAGAGCUUGAUCUUUUAGAGAAUUUGAAAAGGAUGAAUGCAGCCAAAGCAAGGCUUCAAGUGUAUGAUGAGAAUGAGCUCAGUCCAGCACAAGGGAAUGCUCCACAGAGCCUAGAUCUACAUAAGGUUAUGCAGCCACUGAACCAAUUGAAAUCUGACAACUGGCACUCACAAUCACCAAAGGAUGCAGUGCCAACACAUGUGCUUCAAGACAGCACAGGAGAGCUUGUGAAAGUCUUAGCUGAGGCUAUAUCAGCAAAUAGGCUACCGAUUCCAGAGCCCACAGUUUUUAAUGGUGAUCCACUCAAGUUUAAUCAUUGGAAGUUAUCCUUCCAAACUCUUAUUGAAAGGAAAAAUAUUUCAAGUUCAGAGAAAAUAUUCUUUCUUCAGAAAUAUGUUGGAGGAGCAGCUAGAGAGGCAUUAGAAGGUUAUUUCCUGAUUGGUUCAGAUACUGCAUAUGUAGCUGCAUGGGGACUGCUCAAUGAGAGAUACGGCCAGCCUUUUAUGACUGCAAAGGCCUGCCGAGACAAAUUACAUGCCUGGCCAAAAAUAGCGUCAAGAGAGAGCGCUGACUUAAGGAAAUUUGUGGAUUUUUUUACGCAGUUGUGAAUGUGCCAUGACUCACAAUGAGUGUCUGCGUAUUCUUGAUGAUGACAUCAAAAAUCAAAGGCUGACAGCCAAGUUGCCUGAUUGGUUAAGCAGCAGAUGGAACCGAAAAGCCACACAGUAUCAGCUGGAGCAUGGGAAGUUCCCAGAUUUCAAGUAUUUCGUAACUUUCCUGACCUUGGAGGCUAGUAUUUCUUGUAACCCUGUUACAUCUUACUAUGCUUUGCGGCAAGGGGAGCAGGAAAGGACAAGAUCUAAACCGCAGAAUGUAGUGACCCCUAAGAGCCAAGCAGCAAGUGCAAGGAUUUUUACCACUAACACCACUGAGAAGAACAUAAGCACAUGUAUGUUCUGUAAGAAAACAGGACAUGUCCUGCACAAGUGUCGUAGACUAACUGCAAGGCCAGUUGCUGACCGAGUGAAGUUCAUUCAAGGUGAGAAACUGUGUUUCGGCUGUAUGAGUCCUGGCCAUCAAUCCAAGAAUUGCAGCAACAGGAUGGUCUGUGACACCUGCUCUAAGCGUCACCCCACAUGCUUACAUGAGGAUCGCUCAAAACAACAAGAAAAUGAUGGGACGAGUUGCAUUAAGGAAAGAACGCUACAAUCGCUGCAAGACACCAUUCAAGAAACCACAUCCAAUAGAGUUGUACAUGAUGGUAACAGUGCUCAGACUUCAGCAAUAGUUCCUGUUUACGCGUCAAUGCCUGGUAAUUCAAAUAAAGAGGUCCUUGUCUAUGCUCUGUUAGAUUCACAAAGUGACUCUUCAUUCAUUCUUGAAGAAGUAGUGGAUGCUCUUGAUGUUAAUGCAGAGCCAGUCAAGUUGAAGCUGUCCACAAUGUCGUCCAAGGAAACAAUUGUACCAUGCAAAAGAAUCAAAGGUUUACAAAUAAGAGGGUUAUCUUCUUUUAAGAAGAUCACAGUGCCAACGGUCUACACUCGUGAAUUCAUACCUGCCAAUCGCACACACAUUCCAACAUCUGAGACAGCAAGGGCAUGGCCUCAUUUAGAGCAUCUUGCAGAACACAUUGCCCCGCCGAAGAACUGUGAAAUCGGUCUUCUUAUUGGGUAUAACUGUCCACAAGCACUGAUGCCAAGAGAAGUUGUAUGUGGUGAGGACAACCAGCCCUUCGCACAGAAAACUGACGUAGGCUGGAGCAUAGUAAGCUAUGGUGAUCCAAGUGAAAACUACAGUGAUGCAAUUGGAGUAAGUCACCGCAUCAUUGUAAGGCAAGUGAUUCCUGAACCCAAAGUAACAAGUAAUCUGAAGAGCAAUGUUCAUUAUGUCUUCAAAACAAGAAUUAAAGAACUGACUGCUCCAGAAGACGUACUUAAGGUGCUGGAAUCUUACUUCAGUGAAAGCAUUAUCAUGAGAAGGUGCAGCAUCAAGGAAGAGGUAUGACUGUAAAUGAGUUGCGAUCUAAUGGGAUAUGGGUCGUUGGAUGCAGUGGUGCAGUUGCCUCACACAUCUUUAAGUGCGUCACAUGCAGAAAGUAUAGAAGGAACAAGCACGACCCAAAAAUGGCAGAUUUGCCAAAGGACAGAGUGGAAAUAACCCCGCCAUUCACAUAUUGUGGCAUGGAUUGCUUCGGACCAUUCUAUGUGAAGGAUGCAAGAAAGGAACUGAAGAAGUAUGGCCUUCUCUUCACUUGUAUGUGUUGCAGAGCUGUACAUAUCGAGAUGCUUGAUGACCUCAGUUCGGAUGCUUUCAUCAAUGCAUUGCGCGUAUUCAUUGCAAUACGUGGGAAUGUUAGGCAGUUGAGAUGUGAUCAAGGUACCAACUUUUUGGGCGCAAAAAGAAAGUUCAUGGACUCAAUGAAGAACUGGGAUCAUGAGUAGGUGAAGGAAUAUGGCUGUGAGUUUGUAAUGAAUCCCCCAUCGUCAAGCCAUAUGGGACGAAUUUGGGAGAGGCAAAUAAGGACAGUCAGAAGUGUCCUAACAGCAAUUCUUGAUCAGUCUGCUAAAACACUUGACACCGCCUCUCUUAGGACAUUUUUGUAUGAAGUGAUGGCUAUAAUAAAUAGCAGACCCCUGACAACAGAGCACCUGAAUGAUCCAACAAGUCUUGAACCGCUCACACCAAAUCACAUUCUGCUGAUGAAGUCUAACAUCAUUUUGCCACCUCCAGGUCAGUUCGUAAGUCAAGAUUUAUACCUGCAUAAGAGAUGGCAGCAGGUGCAGUUCUUGGCGAAUGAGUUUUGGACAAGGUGGAGGAAGGAGUACCUUCUUAAUCUCCAGCAAAGACAGAUAUGGCAUGGGGAUAAGAAAAACAUCAAGGUCAAUGACAUUGUUAUUCUUCAAGAGGACAGUGCUCCACGAAAUCACUGGAGACUAGCAAGAGUCACAGAGGUGUACCCCAGCGCUGACGGAAGGGUCAGAAAGGUGAAGCUGUUGGUUAGCGACUCAACUUUGGAUGAACGGGGAAAACGUUCAACAAGGCCAGUUUAUCUUGAAAGGCCGGUGCAAAAAAUAGUUCUACUGGUUGAAGCUGAAUAAGCAUGUGUUAAACUGUUGUAAAUGCUUAUCACUUGAAGGUUCAAAUCUACAAGGAAAUCUCAAGUUGAGAUUUGGUGUGAGUUUAACUGCCACAAUUUAAAUUAUGUCAAUUUGUUUGAUUUAUUGUGUUAUGUAUGUAUCUUAUUUCCCUGGUCUAUUGUUGUUUCUUUUGGGGUAGGAACCAAGUUUCAUGCUGUGUUGCGCACGGCCCAUUUUGGGUGACGGAAAGGGAAGUAAAAGAGCAUGUGAAAAGAAGCUGAGCUAUAACCUACGCAGUCACAGGAAUGAAUAAAUAAGCAGUUUAAAGUAAGGGAAAGCUGUAGAGAAGACGAAGAAGAAACCAGCGAAUUACCUUUGUUAAGUUUUGUUCCUGAAGCGGAUUCACUCCCUUAUGGUUACGUGCAGCCAGCGAGGUACGUUAACUGUGUUUAUUUAUAGAGUAUCUGUGAAUUUGGGUUAAUGUUUAUUUGUAAUAUUUAUGUUUGGUUAUUCUGUACUUUGAUGUAAUGACAGUUUCACGGUGGAUUAAUGGUGUUUUGGAGGAGAAGUGUGAAGGAAGAAUAAAUCCAUCAGUGAAUGAAGAACCGUGGUGUCGUCUAUUAACCGGAGGGAGCGAAAUAAACCAUCACCUGGCUUCUAGUCCACACUAUCAGCAUUAUUUUA